GGGGUUGUACACGAUUCUCACAAAUCCAAAAGCAGAAUUUUACCUAAUUAAAACAUGAUUGAAAAGAUAAUCAAAGAUGGAGAUUUUAUCCAAGCAGAAUUGAAAAGAUGUUGCUGUCAGGAAUUUAUGCACAGACCAAAAGAAAAGAAAACAAGGUACACUGAGGUCUUGCGUGGAAGGAAGGGAGUCGUCUAGAAUAAGAUAUCUUUCUCGUGCCUUCCUGCUGUCCCAUUCUCAUCGACAGAUAUUCCUGUAGAUACACCAAUGCCACUCUAGGCCCAUAAUUUCAAUUGAUUUUCUUCUGCCUUUUUGACUAAACAACUCGACCACUCGGGCCCUUUAAUUCAGCGUGAAGGCGUGGCGUUAUGGCGUAAGAUCUUAAAAAUUAGCUCGUGUCGAAAUCAAUAGCAACCACGCUUCUCUCACGUUAUGAGCAAAGUUUUUUCCAAUCUUUCCACCGGCCCGCAUAAAAGUGGAGCCCUCGCUCACAGGGCUUAAUGUUCUGCAAGGAUUAGUUAUAUAAGUCUGCUUCACUCCCUCAUAAAUCAUAUUGAUCUUUUGAACUGCAAAUUGCGGUAGUGAAGGAAAAUUUGCCAAAAUGUUUGAUGUGCAUUUCGUAUUCGGCAUCUUCGGAAAUAUCGCUGCACUUAUUCUGUUUUUGGUGCCUCUGAUUACGUUCUGGAAGAUUUUGAAGAUGAAAUCAACGGAUCAGUUUUCCGGGAUUCCGUAUGUUUCUACGCUUCUGAAUUGCUUGCUGUCUGCAUGGUACGGCCUGCCAUUUGUAUCGCCUAACAACAUCCUUGUGAGUACAAUCAAUGGAACCGGAUCAGUCAUCGAAUUGUGCUACGUUAUUGUCUUUCUGUUCUAUAUCCGAGACAAGAAAUACAGGGCAAAAAUAUUUGGGCUUCUGGUGAUUGUGUUGUUGGUGUUUGGAAUAAUCGCUGUGGUUUCAAUCUUUGCACUGCACGGAAAUGGAAGAAAGUUGUUAUGUGGUUUCGCGGCUGCCAUUUUCUCAAUCUGUAUGUAUGCGUCUCCGCUUUCCAUAAUGAGGAUGGUGAUCAGGACAAAGAGCGUGAAGUAUAUGCCUUUUAAUCUGUCUUUAUUUGUAUUCCUGUGCGGUACGUCGUGGUUUGUUUUUGGCCUUCUCGGCGGAGAUCCAUUCGUAGCAGUGCCAAAUGGAGUUGGAAGUGUACUGGGAGCGAUGCAGUUGAUUUUGUACGCCAUUUAUAAAGACUGGAAGAGUAUUGGCAAGAAAUCAACAUCGAUUCCUGCAGAAGGAAAGCAAGUGGGUGAAAGUGAAAUGGAAAUGGGUUACGCUCACGCCAACGGCAUUGCUGGCCAAGGAAUUGUCAUUCAAGCUGAAAAGAAGAAGAACGGUAUUUGAAUGUUGUUGAUAAAUGGAAAGCGACCCAAGUGGUGACACUGUGUAACUGUGUGUUAUCUCCUCUGUCUGUACGGAUGUAUUUUCUAUAUUUUGUCGUUUGGAAAUGAAUAACUGAAUUUUGAUCUU
Messenger RNA from Cryptomeria japonica (Japanese cedar), 1510 nucleotides. Its product is annotated as bidirectional sugar transporter SWEET1. The record is from RefSeq and is a predicted model, not a curated record. Gene Ontology annotation, cellular component: membrane. Bases 599 to 1384 code for a protein of 261 amino acids. Gene Ontology annotation, molecular function: sugar transmembrane transporter activity. NCBI's taxonomy places the organism in Eukaryota, Viridiplantae, Streptophyta, Pinopsida, Cupressales, Cupressaceae. Gene Ontology annotation, biological process: carbohydrate transport. The transcript is spliced from 6 exons.